AUGACUGAAUCUUUAUUUGAUACUAAUUAUGAAAAGAAGGUGGAAGAGAUCUUACCAUCAUUGGAUGAUAAUUCAACCACAUUGAUCAAUUAUCGAGUAUUAAUUAGUGCCAAAGAGAGUGGAUGUUUAAUUGGACAAAAUGGUAGAGUAAUCGAUUCUAUAAGAGAAGAAACCAACACAAAAGCUGGGAUUUCAAAAUUGUUACCAGGAUCACACGAAAGAAUUUUAACUGUAAGUGGAACUUUGGACAAUUGUGCUAAAGCUUUGAGUUUUUUUGCACAAGCUUUGUGUAAUGCUUCUUUGCAACAGAAUGAUUUGAAUAAUUACAGUUAUUUCCCUUUGAAACAAUUGAGUUUGAUUAAGAACAUACCAGGUGAAACAACUAUUUUAAGAUUAUUAAUUCCAAACAAUCAAAUGGGUACCAUACUCGGAUCCAAAGGAAAAAGAAUUCAAGAAAUUCAAUCCAAAUAUAACAUCUCAGUAAUUGCAUCCAAAUCUUUUUUACCAAAUUCAAGUGAAAGAUUAGUCGAAUUACAAGGAACUGUUGACAACUUAUAUGAUUCUUUAAGGGUUAUUUCUCGUUGCCUCAUUGAAGAUUUUUCAUCAAUCGUUGGAACAAAUUACUAUACUCCAAGUGUAAGAGCCAAUUCAAAUAAUACCAACAAUAAAGUCACCACCACAUUAUCUUUCAAUAAUGAUAUAGUCGGUGCUUUAAUUGGUAAAAAUGGUUCAAGGAUUCAAGGAGUAAGAAAAAUUUCUGGUGCUUCCAUAGGAAUCUCUGAUGAAGUUGAAGGCAAAAAUGAAAGAAUUUUCACUAUUACUGGUAGUAGCUAUAAUGUUGAAAAAGCAAAGAAUUUAUUGUAUCAUAAUUUAGAAAGAGAAGAACAAAGAAGGGCUGAGCAAGAAUAA
Molecule: messenger RNA, 909 nt
Organism: Yamadazyma jaroonii
Lineage: Eukaryota; Fungi; Ascomycota; Pichiomycetes; Serinales; Debaryomycetaceae
Source: the annotation of a GenBank genome assembly